UGUAACUUUAGUUUUGUUAAAGAUUUGUAAAAAAUUAUUGCUAUGCAAUUAAGUGAGGCUAGUAUAUAAUAUUAAUAUAAUUAAUACUUUAUAAAAGUGUGAAAAGUACCGAAAAUGCAUAAACAACAUAAAACUAAUAAAAGAAGAUAAGUUCGUUUGAAAGUGUAAAUGAUGUCAAACUAGACUAGCAGAGAGUGAUACCGUAUUUAGUAACCGUCAUACUGCAAACCUCAUAAUGGUGGAUCCAUUUCUUGCGACGAAUUACAAUGUUUUAGAAGUAAUCUUCUCUUAUUUGGAUUUACGUGAUUUGAGAAAUUGCGCUUUGGUUUGCUGGAAUUGGUACCAUUUUCUGAAUGAUGAAAGCUCAGAAGUAUGGCGAAUGCAUUGUUUGCGAAAGUUACCACAAGAGGCUCUAAAAUCAGAUUUGUUGUCUUCAGUUACUACCUAUAAAAAAAGAUUACGCGCUUAUUUUCAUGCCUGGAACCCAAAUGAUUGCUCACGUAAUGUUUAUAUAAAGCCAAAUGGGUUUACUUUGCAUCGCAAUCCCGUUGCACAAAGCACAGACGCGGCACGUGGAAAAAUAGGUUUUCGACAAGGACGGCACUCAUGGGAGGUCAUAUGGGAGGGACCACUUGGCACGGUUGCCGUAAUUGGUAUAUCCACAAAAGAAGCAGCUUUACAAUGUCACGGUUAUGUGGCCUUAUUGGGUUCAGACGAUCAGAGUUGGGGAUGGAAUUUGGUGGAGAAUAUGUUGCUGCACAAUGGUGAUGCGCAAGGAAAUUAUCCCUUGUUAAAUAAUCCACCAAAGUAUCAGGUCGGCGAACGGAUACGCGUCAUACUCGAUUGUGAUGAUAACACGUUAUCUUUCGAAAAAAACAGUGAAUUUUUAGGUGUAGCAUUUAAGGGUUUGCCAGACAAAAAGCUGUAUCCAACGGUGUCCGCGGUAUAUGGGAACACUGAGGUCUCAAUGGUGUAUUUAGGACCACCGUUAGAUGGUUGAAAUUUUUAUUUGUAUUUUUUUCUACAGACAGUAUGGUAAAAAAAUAAUUAGACAUAUAUAAACUCUAUGUAAAAGAAAUACGUUUUCACACAAGAAGAGGCAAUGAUUUUAAAAGCAUAA
Messenger RNA from Bactrocera tryoni, 1120 nucleotides. RefSeq names its product F-box/SPRY domain-containing protein 1 (gene Fsn). NCBI's taxonomy places the organism in Eukaryota, Metazoa, Arthropoda, Insecta, Diptera, Tephritidae. Gene Ontology annotation, cellular component: synapse; SCF ubiquitin ligase complex. The record is from RefSeq and is a predicted model, not a curated record. The transcript has 5 exons. Gene Ontology annotation, biological process: proteasome-mediated ubiquitin-dependent protein catabolic process; synapse assembly involved in innervation. Gene Ontology annotation, molecular function: protein binding. Bases 236 to 1000 code for a protein of 254 amino acids.